AUGGCGACACGGGGCAAAUCUAGCCUUAUAUGGAGCACUGGAGAGCCUGCUGAUCAACUUGUAUCAUGUUUUGCUAUUAAGCUUAUGAAGCAAGGUGUAUAUGUGCUGAAUGUCCAGCCUUUUCACGAACGCGCUGGUAAUGGUGAACUAAUAUAUGUUCAGAACAUACAAUUCAAAAAAGUGUAUGUCUGA
Triticum turgidum subsp. durum (durum wheat) is the source of this 192-nucleotide messenger RNA. The record is from the annotation of a GenBank genome assembly. NCBI's taxonomy places the organism in Eukaryota, Viridiplantae, Streptophyta, Magnoliopsida, Poales, Poaceae.